AUGAAGUUCCUUGCAUUCGGCGCAGCCGCCUUCCUUGGCGCGGCACUUCAAUCCUACGCCGCCACGCCUACCCGCGUGGCGCAGUGCGGAAAAGAAAGCGUGUUUGAUACAAAAUUUAAGCCGUUUGUGCUCGGUGAGGUGAUUAACCUCGCGGAGGACGUCGCCGUCUUCCGCUUCCUCCUACCAAAGCCAGAAAUGGAGUUUGACCUGCAACCAUGCAGUACGCUGCAGGGUUGCUUUAAACAGGGCGCCAACAUUGUAGACAGGCCUAUGCGUUUCUACACCCCCAUUACCCAUAAUGGGGCCAAGGGCUACUUUGACUUAUUGGUCAAGAAACAGGUGAAUGGCCGCUUUACAGAACAUCUCUUCUCAAUGGAUGUCGGCGACAGCCUCCUCUUCCGUAUUGUGCAGUACAAGCUAAAGUACAGGAAGAAUGCGUGGGAGAAGGUUGGCAUGAUUGGUGGGGGUACUGGCCUAUGCCCGCUGCUACAGUUUUUGAAUGCCUCACUGGACACCCCCGGCGACACAACGCAACUCUCCUUGCUCUUCGCCAAUAGAUCUGAGAACAAAAUUCUGCUCAAGGGCCUGAUUGACAAGUUGGCUCGGGAAAACUCCCAUCGCUUCAAGGUGCACUACGUCGUAGAUGCACUGCACGACCCGGAAUCCCCUUACACGGGCUUCGUUGGACACAUCACGGAGGAACUGGUGCGGGAGACGAUGCCGGAGCCCUCGCUGAAAAAUCUACUGCUCGUGUGCGGCCCCGAUGGGAUGAUGGCUCACAUUGCUGGUUCGCCGCAGGCAGUGCUAAAGGCUAUGAGCGGUGGUCUGGCGUACCAGCCGGCAGCGACAGUGCUGAACAACGUGGCGGAUGUGGAGGGCAUCCUCGGCAGGCUGGGCUACACAAAAGACAUGGUGUACCGCUUCUAG
This is a messenger RNA of Trypanosoma conorhini, 927 nucleotides long. Its product is annotated as cytochrome-B5 reductase. The record is from RefSeq and is a predicted model, not a curated record. Gene Ontology annotation, molecular function: cytochrome-b5 reductase activity, acting on NAD(P)H. The transcript has a single exon. NCBI's taxonomy places the organism in Eukaryota, Euglenozoa, Kinetoplastea, Trypanosomatida, Trypanosomatidae. Bases 1 to 927 code for a protein of 308 amino acids.